Phytophthora sojae is the source of this 657-nucleotide messenger RNA. RefSeq lists its product as hypothetical. The transcript has a single exon. NCBI's taxonomy places the organism in Eukaryota, Oomycota, Peronosporomycetes, Peronosporales, Peronosporaceae. The coding region runs from base 1 to 657 and encodes 218 amino acids. The record is from RefSeq and is a predicted model, not a curated record.
AUGAAGCAGCCAUGGUUUCAGAAGCGUAAGGAAUACAAUAUUGUGAAGCUUAUGUUUGAAUCAAACCCACCACAGCUUAAGACAGAUAAAUCAGACGAAUCGAAAGAGGAGUCAGUAAGAGAGAUUCUUAAUUCAAUCGAUUUGGAUGCGCCAUUGAGCUUUAAGUAUUGCAAAGCAAAUACCAUUGAAGAUUUUAUUUACAAUCCUUCGAGUUUUAUCAUUGGUCAAUCUUGGUUUAAGAAGCGUCCGGAGUAUCAUAUUCUUCGUCGGAUUAAUGGCCGUGCCCUACCUAAGCGUCAAUGCCGUGAUCCUAAUCACAACUUUUAUACGAUGGAAAGAUGUCAUCUUUGUGAAAAACGAUUGAUUGAGGAUGAAGAGAUUUAUUUAGAACAAGAGGCGCUUUACGAAGCUGAGUCAGGUAGAAAGCUAGAUGAUGAAAUUACCAGGAGUUUGGGUUUGUCAUUGUAUUUUCUUCUACCGUAUUAUACCAAAGCCAAAAUGAAUGUAAUGCGCAAGGGUUUCCCUAAGCAUAAAGCAUAUUUCAAAUCUCAUAUCGCUCAAGAACUAAUCGCAGUCACUAUGCAUCCAAACCGCAUCCAAGAUCAAAUGAAUCAGUUCGAUGAUAUUGAGCAAUACUUCACAGGUAUGGGAUACUAA